AUGCCAGACAUAGAAGUGGAGUUGAAUGAAGCUGUCGUCUCGAUUAAAGACUGGCUUUACAAGCAGCCUCACUUACCACAUGAUGUCGAGGAUGUCCUCCUGCGUCGCUUCUACAUCAGCUGUCACAAAAGCUUCGAACGGGUGAAGCGAACUAUAGACCUGUUCUUCACUAUCCGUUCCACAGCACCAGAGUUGUUCCUCAAAAGAGACCCGUGGUCACCGGAAAUAAGACGAGUUUUUGAGAUAACGGACAUGUUACCGCUCCCGAACAAGACGAAAGAAAAUUACAAAGUAUUUAUCUAUCGUUUAAAUAACCCGGACUAUGAUCUAUUCAACUUUGUGGAUGCUGUUAAAACAUUUUUCAUGCUGGCUGACACCAGACUCACUGAGGAGGAAGAUAUUCCUUCAGGAGAAAUACCAAUAUUCGACUCCGCAAACAUAACCCUUAAAUUCAUAGGAAAAGUCAACUUGUCAGUACUAAGAAAAUAUAUGGUUUAUACACAGGAAUCAAUUCCAGUACGGCUAAAGCAAGUGCAUGUGAUCAAUGCACCUUCCUACAUCAGCAAGAUAUACGCAAUUUGUAAACCACUUUUGAAGGCGGAAGUUGCUAAAAUGAUAAAGUUCCACGAGCCGAACUCAGACAGUCUGUACAAGGAUGUACCGCUCGAGCUGUUGCCGACCGAGUACGGCGGUGACGCGGGCUCCAUCGACCAAAUCAAACGAUACUGGAUAAAGCGGAUUGAAGCUAAGAGAGAUUGGUUCCUAGCAAACGACAAGAAUUGGGCGGUGGAUGAAUCAUUGCGACCAGAUAAAGAGAACAAUCGUGUGAAAGACUUACCCGGAUCUUUCCGAUCUCUCUCAUUUGAC
Messenger RNA from Brenthis ino (lesser marbled fritillary), 867 nucleotides. Lineage: Eukaryota; Metazoa; Arthropoda; Insecta; Lepidoptera; Nymphalidae. The record is from the annotation of a GenBank genome assembly.